UUUAUGUUCUUCCCCAAACGCCACUCCUCCCCAGACCUCUCUCUGUCUAUCUGAACUGGUGACUUCAGUAUGGUGGGAGCGACUCGAACUCGAGCCGUCUAUAGCUUGACAGACGUCACCCCUGCCCGGACAAUUUGGGUGUACCGUAACGGCGACCCCUUCUAUUUGGGAAGGAAGUUUGUGAUCAACCACCGCUAUGUGCCUAACUUUGAAGCCUUCAUGAUACAACUCAAUGAAGGCGUGGCGACACCCUUUGGGGUGCGGAACCUGUACACACCCCGCCAAGGGCAUUCGGUUAUGGACCUGACCGACAUUGAGCAAGGAGGCAGAUACGUGGCUGCCGGCAGGGAAAGGUUUAGGAAACUGAAUUAUUUUGGUAUAGGGGCAAAGAAACCUCAAAGAAAGAAGAGGGAUGAGGUGAUUCGACCCGUGGUCCACAGUAAUAUAAAAGUACCUUCCAAAUGGCAAUCAAACUAUAAUAAGCCACUAAAUAUAAGUGUUUUCACAAACGGAGACAUUUUGAUACCGCCUGUGAAAAUUCUCCUUCCCAAGUUCACGCUGAAAAGUUGGAAUGGUGUCCUUGGAUUGAUAAAUGAAAAAGUAUCUUCUCGGUCUGGGGGUAUCCAUAGACUGUUUACAUUAAAUGGCCAGGCUGUACAUGGGUCUGAUGAGCUAGAACAUAACCAUUUUUACGUUGCAUGCGGCAAAGAAAAAUUUCAGCCUUUGCCGUACUGGCAGCAUCCUAGAGUUCCAGAAGAUAUUCGGCGGUAUUAUUCUAACACACCUGGACCUAUAGAAAGGCCCCCUCCGAAAAAGCCUCCUACAGAACGAGCAAAACGGGGAGCCAGCCUGCAGCCUGCCAUACCACCAUCAAAACGAGGAGCCGGAGAUAGGGCUUCAGUUUAUUAUGCAGAACCCAAGAAGGCAAGUCGUGACGCUGAGGCUAAUAAGCACCUGACUUCUGAUGAUGGACGCGGGGUCUAUAAAGCUCGUACACCCCCAAAAGAAAUUAAAGAGGCUCAGCAAAUACAAGAAGAUAAAAAUUUGCAAGUGGAAAUACCUGUUGACCAGGCUCCUGCUGAGGUGGUCCAUGAUGAAGACAUUUAUGCAAAUUGGAGUACAGAAGAAGAGGCUGAAGAAUAUUAUCAAGACGUGAAACCUGAGAAAAAGGAAAGAAAGGGUGUUUUCAAAAAAAUGUUUGGAUUCUUCUUCAGAUCAAAGAAGAGAGGUGAGGACACUUCAUUAGCUGGAAGUGCUGAGUCUGUGGUAGGAACUGUCAGCCACACAAGUAUUCUCUGUGGCACCACUCAACCACCCCCUGUAGCUGAAGUGCCACAGAGUCCCUCCACAAGAAUAGACAGUAAAGAAAAUGAGGGAGAUAAAGACAGCAUUGGUUCCUCAGAAAUGGAGGGACAAGACGCACCAGCACAACUUGUACCUGAGAGAGAGAUGCAGGAAGAAGACGAACCACCACACCUUGUAACCAAUGAGAAGACAGGACAUAGUGAUCAGCCAGAGGACCAAGCGGACUCUGUCAACAUGCCAGAACAACAGCUGAUGAAGAACGAUGCAACUGGAGAUGUGAAAGUCAUCAGCCAGGAUGAUACAAAUGAAGAAGCAAAUGAAGAUUCGAGAAAAUUAGAUAUAAAGAAACCAUCUUACGAUAAGAAAAACGAAUAUUUCGAUGCAUAUGAUUACAACUGAGGGGGCUAUUUUGAACAUCUUGCCAUCUGUUACAAAGGAUUUUAAUGUUGGAGCUCAUGAAACAUCUUGCUUAUCACUGGAGGUACCAUCACUAUCAUUUAAAUAUAUUUAAAGAGUGCCAUCUUUCCAGCACAAAUAGAAAUGUAAACUUUAA
This is a messenger RNA of Lacerta agilis (Sand lizard), 1858 nucleotides long. RefSeq names its product doublecortin domain containing 2C (gene DCDC2C). Lineage: Eukaryota; Metazoa; Chordata; Lepidosauria; Squamata; Lacertidae. Gene Ontology annotation, biological process: intracellular signal transduction. The transcript is spliced from 14 exons. The coding region runs from base 70 to 1704 and encodes 544 amino acids. The record is from RefSeq and is a predicted model, not a curated record. Gene Ontology annotation, cellular component: microtubule organizing center; microtubule.